Octopus sinensis (East Asian common octopus) is the source of this 1126-nucleotide messenger RNA. RefSeq lists its product as uncharacterized. The record is from RefSeq and is a predicted model, not a curated record. Gene Ontology annotation, molecular function: chitin binding. The transcript has 3 exons. The coding region runs from base 333 to 959 and encodes 208 amino acids. Gene Ontology annotation, cellular component: extracellular region. NCBI's taxonomy places the organism in Eukaryota, Metazoa, Mollusca, Cephalopoda, Octopoda, Octopodidae.
GUAUGCAUGUACGUGUGACACUCUACGUAAUAUUUGUUCUGUAUUUCUCUUUUGUCCUGUCUAAGCCCGAAUCUCCAGUUACAAGAGGAAGAAUGCUGCUAACAAAAUCGGACAAAAACAAGGUGAGUUUUUGAUAUUCCGUCGAGAGAAACAUUUCGUUGCAUAACACACUCACAUUCACUGUCAUUCGCUGAGUUUCGUUGCAAGAAUUUGGCAAUGCCAAGCAAAAACAGUUACAUGGAUCUAAAGAACAACGCUGUCAAUAUCAAUGUCAAAACAGUCGUUGCCGUCACUACCCUCGUGACCGUCAUCUUUUCUGUCAACACGAGUUCAUGUGUGUAGACUACUCCGUGUAUCCGAAUGGCCAGUGUGACAAGUUCAUACGUUGCGUUGGCCACAGACCGAUCAUCAUGAAUUGUCCGAUAAACACGUUGUACAACGUCGUCCUAAGGGUCUGCGAUUGGCCCUACGCCGUCGUUUGUACGUCGCCAGCCUUCAGGACCAUCAGAACCAGCAGGGUUGUCACCGAUCACAUUACAGUUCCGACAUCCACGACAACGACGGAAACGUCCACAGCAACGGUAGACGACGGCUUCAGAGGGGUCAGUGACAAUGGCAUUACUGACAGCGGUGGUGGAGGUGGCAUUCACACUAGGACGACAUAUUGGCUGGUAUCAUCUUUGCUCUCUUCCUCGGCGAUACCACCUGUGCAUGUGACGACAGCAUCACCUGUGACAACGAUGGAAACAUUUCUAACGUCAAAGCUGUCAACUGAAAAAGAUGCCUCAAUCCAUUGUUCCGACUCGAUUGCCUGGAGACCAAUCGCAGACCGCGCUUCUCAUUGUGAAUAUUACUAUGUCUGUCAUUUUGGUCAGCUGUUACACGUUCCGUGCACACCCCCGCUCAUCUUCAAUGCCGUAUACAACAUCUGUGAUAAGAAAGAAAACACAGUGUGUUGAACGACCUCAACGAUGCUUAGACUCACACCUUCAGAGAAACUCUUUAUCUUUCCCUAUAUAUAUAUAUACUAGCAGUAUCGCCCGGCGUUGCUCGGGUUUGUAAGGGAAAUAACUAUAUAAGCAUUUUUAGUGAUGUAAAGUAUAAUAGCCAUCUCAAUAUGGCUAAC